Molecule: messenger RNA, 1362 nt
Organism: Miscanthus lutarioriparius
Lineage: Eukaryota; Viridiplantae; Streptophyta; Magnoliopsida; Poales; Poaceae
Source: the annotation of a GenBank genome assembly
AUGCGCAAGUACGCGUCGGAAGCCGGCUUGCUGCGCGCGGCGCGGCAGGGCCCCCACGGGCGGUCGCUGACGGCGCGCACGGCGCACAACAUGUCCGCGUCGGCGCUGCGCAAGAAGUCGGACGCAUCGCUGGUGCGCAAGGUGCCCUUCGCACCGCUCCGCCCCGUGCUCGCCAACCUGCAGGAGGUCUUCCUCGGCACCAAGCUCGCCGUGCUCUUCCCCGCCGUGCCGCUCGCCAUCGCCGCCCAGUGCGCCAACUUCGGCCAGGUGUGGGUGUUUGCGCUCAGCUUACUCGGCCUCAUUCCUCUCUCCGAGCGUGUCAGCUUCCUCACCGAGCAGAUCGCAAUAUACACCGGUCCCACUGUGGGCGGCCUCCUGAACGCGACGUGCGGCAACGCCACUGAACUCAUCGUCGCGCUCUUCGCGCUCAUGGAGGGCAAGAUCGAGGUGGUCAAGUGCUCCCUCCUCGGCUCCGUCCUCUCCAACCUGCUGCUCGUGCUCGGCACCUCCCUCUUCUGCGGCGGCGUUGUCAACCUCGGCUCCGACCAGCUAUACGACAGGACACAAGCGGACGUCAGCACGGGGCUUCUCAUCCUCGGCGUGCUGUGCCAGUCGCUGCCGCUCAUGCUGCGCUACGCGGUGAGCGCCGGCGAGCACUCCGUGGCAGCGGACACCACGGGGCUCGACCUCUCCCGCGCCUGCAGCAUCGUCAUGCUGCUCGCCUACGUCGCCUACCUCUUUUUCCAGCUCAAGACGCACGCCCAGCUGUUCGAGCCGCAGGAGGUCGCGGACGACGACGGCGAGGCAGAGGAGGACGAACAGGCGGUCAUCGGGUUCGCCAGCGGCCUCUUCUGGCUCGCGUUCAAGACCGUGCUCAUCGCCAUCCUGUCCGAGUAUGUUGUCGGCACGAUUGAGCCUACCUCCAAAUCCUGGGGUUUGUCCGUCAGCUUCAUCAGCAUCAUCCUGCUACCAAUCGUCGGGAACGCCGCGGAGCAUGCCGGGGCCAUCAUUUUUGCUCUCAAGAACAAGCUGGACAUCACCCUUGGAGUAGCUUUGGGGUCGGCAACCCAGAUCUCCAUGUUUGUGGUGCCGCUGAGUGUCAUUGUAGCUUGGAUCGCGGGUAUUCAAAUGGAUCUCGACUUCAAGCUGCUAGAGACCGGCUCUCUCUUCGUCUCAGUAAUAGUGACAGCAUUUACUCUCCAGGAUGGAUCGUCACAUUAUCUCAAGGGGAUCCUUCUGCUGCUGUGCUACAUUGUGAUCGGUGCAUGCUUUUUUGUUACGAGGCAACCUGCAAGUCAUGCAAACAACAAUGAUGCUGGGCUGUCGCUGCCAACUGGUACUUCGAGUGCACAAGUUGCAUGA